GCAAGCUGCUGCAGACAAGAAACAAAUAAUCAUCUCUUGUGGCAAUGGCUGACCACCAGAACAAAGUUUCAUUACUGGGAAGACUGAUCAUGCUGUUAUGUUUCACAAGAGUUAAUGGAGACAUCUCACAGAACUGCAGUGAAUUCCAAUCUUAUUCCUGGAGAAGUAUUUUAAGAAGGUCUGAACUCAGUGUCCAGUUCAUGCUACUUACACGCAGGAAUGCCGACUGUGCACAGUUUAUCAAAGGUGACAAUGACAUUGAGAAUUCAAACUUCAAUGGGAGCCUUCCCACCAAAAUAAUAAUGCAUGGAUUCAGAUUGACAGGGAGCAAACCCUCUUGGAUUGACGAUAUGGCAAAAGAACUGAUUAAUGCAAUGGAUGUGAAUGUUGUUAUUGUCGAUUGGAUUAUUGGUGCAACAGCUUUAUAUUCUAGUGCAGUGGAUAAUUUGGAUAAUCUAGGAGAGGAGAUUGGUACCCUUAUACAAAGCUUUGUUUCACAUGGAAGCACAAGAGAAUCGUUCCAUUUGAUUGGAGUCAGUCUGGGAGCACAUUUGGCUGGAAAUGUGGGCCGUGUGUUUGAUGGAAAACUAGGAAGAAUAACAGGUUUAGAUCCCGCUGGGCCCAAAUUUUCAAAGAAGGCUGUGGACAGACGCCUUGAUCCUGGCGAUGCAGUGUUCGUUGAAGCUAUUCAUAGUGAUUCUGACUACUUUGGAAUUUCGCAACCAGUUGGCCAUAUUGAUUUCUACCUAAAUGAUGGAAAAGAUCAACCUGGUUGUACACGGAGUUCCACAUCCUCAGUGUACAAACAUGUAAUCUGUGACCACAUGAGAGCAGUUCAUCUGUACAUCAGUUCCAUCAAGAAUCAUUGUCCAUUGGUUGCUUUCCCUUGUCUGUCAUACGAGCUAUUUAUCAAUGGAGAGUGUGUGAAAUGCCAAUACAACUCCCUGAGACACUGUCCUCAAAUAGGACUUUUGGACUAUGCAGGUAUGCGUGCAUCGAUACAACCAAGGGAGGUUAAAGCAUUCCUGAUGACAUCAAGUCAUGCGCCUUUCUGUGUGAAACAUUUUCUGGUAGAACUGAUGUUGGGAGAGAUUGGAACUCAUAAUCAGCGUGUUGAGAUGAUAUUUCUGAGUAAUAACUACAAGCAAAGAUCAAAACUACAAUUACUAAUAACGAAUAAAAGAAUAAUUAAAAAAGUGAUAUCACAUGACGUGAGCCUUGGGAACAUGACAGCUGUCAAUAUUAAACUGUUGUCUACCUGGCAUCAGAAAGCUCACGUAAUUCCUAUUGAGAUGUUGCGCAUUACAGAACUCCCGUUGAAUGACAGAGAAACACAAUCUCGCUGCAUCUACGAUAUGGUGAUAAAUAAAGUCAUAUUUCAGGAGCUUGUUAACUGUUAAGCAAAAUGUCUCAAAACCUAUUGAUCCAAGAAUGAAACAGCCAGACUAUACUCUCGUUAACAAAUCAGAAAGACUUCAAAUGUUCUUUCCGAGAGAAAUAAAAGAUGAAACGUAAUGUGCUUUAAAAUAGAGGCAUAUUAUAUAUAGAAUGACAAAGAAACAUGCUGAACUUGGUCAGUUACAUUGCAGAUGAAAGUUUGUUAGAACUGGUUUAUACAUAGCAUAUAUAAAUAUAAACCAAGAAUGCAUCAUCAGCAGGUUGAGUUAAUAAUGUAGUGGAUGUACCAUUAACAAAAUAAACAUGCAUACAGCUGUAUUCUUGC
Molecule: messenger RNA, 1723 nt
Organism: Hypanus sabinus (Atlantic stingray)
Lineage: Eukaryota; Metazoa; Chordata; Chondrichthyes; Myliobatiformes; Dasyatidae
Gene: pla1a
Product: phospholipase A1 member A
Exons: 11
Coding region: 45-1400 (451 amino acids)
Biological process (GO): lipid metabolic process
Molecular function (GO): carboxylic ester hydrolase activity; lipase activity
Source: RefSeq, a predicted model, not a curated record